Messenger RNA from Drosophila willistoni, 3897 nucleotides. RefSeq names its product NPC intracellular cholesterol transporter 1 homolog 1b (gene Npc1b). The record is from RefSeq and is a predicted model, not a curated record. Bases 59 to 3853 code for a protein of 1264 amino acids. NCBI's taxonomy places the organism in Eukaryota, Metazoa, Arthropoda, Insecta, Diptera, Drosophilidae. Gene Ontology annotation, cellular component: membrane. The transcript has 6 exons.
UUUUGUUUUUUUGGUUCGGCUUGUUAUUUGUUUUGCGAGAGAAAAAACAUAGAGAAAGAUGAGAUCCUUGUGGUUAUUAGGUUUCGUGGUGGUGCUACGUAUUAAAUUGGCGUACAGUCAAAAUGAGGAUGAACAGGAGAAAUUGGGUUGCAUUUGGUAUGGUCAAAGUCAUAUGAUUGGACAGCAUUGGCAAAAUCUGGCCGAUACACGGCCAGCGCGUGCCCUAAACGAUCCCGAGGCGGAGGCGACUUUCGCCCGGCGUUGCCCCACCUUGUACAAGGAAUACAAAGGUGAGAAUGGCGAUGAAGAGCUAGAACUUUGCUGCGAUGCAGCACAAAUCGCCACAAUGGAUGCCGGCUUGACGCAGGCCGAUGGCGUCUACUCGCGUUGUCCGACGUGUACGAAAAAUAUGGGACUCACUGUAUGCGCCAUGACCUGUGCGAAAAAUCAUACGCUCUUCCUUACCGCCUACAACGACACCAAUCCGAGCGGUGUGGAUUUCGUUGAACAUAUCGAUUAUCGACUGGUCGAUAAUACGGUCGAAAGGAUAUACAAUAGUUGUGCCAGCAUACAGCAUCCGCAAACCGGGCGGCCGGCCAUGGAUUUGGGUUGUGGGGCAUAUAAUGCCAAAACCUGUAAUUAUCGUCGUUGGUAUAAUUUCAUGGGCGAUGCUUCGGCCAGUGAUUAUGUCCCAUUUACGAUUAACUAUAUGUGGCUGGCGGAUGCCGAUGAGGAUAAUGAGGAUAUCUAUUUGGAAAUGUAUCCCUUGGAUUGUGGCGAACGAUAUGAGGAUAAUUAUGCAUGUGCUUGCAUAGAUUGUGCUGAAUCGUGUCCAUUAACCGAUCCGCCGACAGGGGUCGAGGAUCCCUGGCAAGUAGCCGGUCUCUAUGGCAUCACAUUCAUUGUGGGCCUAAUUGUGGGCAUUCUACUCUCUGGCCUCAUAUGCUGGGGUGCUUUGGGUCGUCGUGCUCCGCCCAAUGUCUGUAUGCCAACAUUAUAUGGUGAAUUCUUAUAUCUCGGCUUUCGCUGGUGGGGAACUUUCUGUGCCAAACAUCCCGUAUUGGUGUUGGCUCUGUGCUCUUGGACAAUUGCCGGCUUGGGUUAUGGUAUGAUCUAUAUGAGUAUCACCACAGAUCCGGUGGAAUUGUGGGCCGGCGAGGAGAGUCAAACGCGCAUUGAGAAGGAUUAUUUCGAUCAACAUUUCGGUCCAUUCUAUCGCACCAAUCAGAUCUUUGUGAAGGCCAUCAAUCAGAGCAGUUUCACUCACGAGGCAACCAGUGGUCUACUCACCUUUGGGCCGGCAUUUGAGCAGAGUUUCCUACAAGAGGUCUUCGAACUACAGGAAGCUAUUAUGCAAUUGGGCCAGGAGGAUGGUGAGGGUCUGGAAAAAAUCUGCUAUGCACCCAUUCUAAGAGCUGGGCAGACGGCGACAAUAGAUGAUUGCCUUAUACAAUCGAUUUACGGUUACUUUCAAAGUGAUAUGUCCAGAUUCCAAAGCUCAUAUGUCGAUGCCAAUAAUUAUACGAUCAAUUAUCUAAAUCAGCUGGAGGAUUGCUUGCGUGUACCCAUGAUGGAGGAUUGCUUUGGCUCCUAUGGCGGACCCAUUGAACCGGGCAUUGCCGUCGGUGGAAUGCCAGCAGUGGAUGUUGGCGAUGAUCCAGAUUACAUGCUGGCCACCGGUUUGGUUCUCACCUUUCUGGGCAAGAACUACAUUGACGAGUCCCAGAUCGAGCCGGCGAAGGCAUGGGAGUUACGUUUUGUCAACUUUCUCAAAUCAUAUGAGAGCGAGCGUUUGGAUAUAGCCUUUUCGACAGAGCGUUCCAUACAGGAUGCUAUUGUGGAACUGUCCGAGGGUGAGGUUGGCACUGUUGUGAUUAGCUAUCUGGUGAUGUUCCUUUACGUGGCCGUUGCAUUGGGUCACAUACGCAGUUGUUGCACCUUCCUGAAACACUCACGCAUUAUGCUGGCCAUUGGUGGCAUUGUCAUUGUCUUGGCAUCGGUUCUAUGCAGUUUGGGAUUCUGGGGCUAUGUGGGCAUUACCACCACAAUGUUGGCCAUUGAGGUUAUUCCAUUCUUGGUGCUAGCUGUCGGUGUCGAUAACAUAUUCAUUAUGGUGCACACAUAUCAGAGAUUGGACCACAAGCGAUUUGCCACCACCCAUGAGGCGAUUGGUGAGGCAAUAGGCCAAGUGGGUCCAUCGAUACUACAGACGGCGGGCAGUGAGUUUGCCUGCUUUGCAAUUGGCGCUAUUUCCGAUAUGCCAGCCGUCAAGACAUUUGCUCAAUAUGCGGCAGCUGCCAUUCUAUUGGACUUUCUAUUUCAAAUUACCGCAUUCGUUGCCCUCAUGGCAAUCGAUGAGCGGCGCUUUUUGGAUGGACGUUUGGAUAUGUUGUGCUGUGUGCGUAGCAAGGAUCAGAAAAAGGAUCGUCAACUUGAUAUGAAUACGGAGACAGUUGAGCACACAAAAGAGGUUGGAUUAUUGGAGCAAUUGUUCAAGAACUUUUACACACCCUUUUUGCUAUCAAAACCAGUUAAGGUGAUCGUUUUGUUGGCAUUCACCAUUAUCACAUGCCUAUCUCUUAUGGUGGCACCCUCAAUCGAGCCCGGUCUGGAUCAGGAAUUGUCUAUGCCUACGGAUUCUCAUGUUGUGAAAUAUUUCCGUUAUAUGGUCGACCUUUUGGCCAUGGGUGCUCCGGUCUAUUGGGUAGUGAAACCUGGCAUAGAUUAUGCCCAGCCUGUCAAUCAGAAUCUCGUUUGCGGUGGCGUGGAGUGCAAUAAUAACUCAUUGUCCGUUCAAUUGUAUACACAGUCACGUUAUCCAGAAAUCACAGCACUUGCCCGACCGGCAUCGUCAUGGAUAGAUGAUUACAUUGAUUGGCUGGCGAUAAGCGAUUGCUGUAAAUAUAAUGUGACAACCGGAGGAUUCUGUGCUAGCAAUUCCAAGAGCGAAGAUUGUUUGCCCUGCGAGCGAUCCUUCACCGAGGAUGGUCUACGGCCAGAUGAGGCAACUUUUAACAAAUAUGUGUCAUAUUUUCUCUUUGACCUACCUGAUGCCGAAUGUGCCAAAGCUGGUAGAGCGGCCUAUGCAGAUGCUGUGAUCUAUACAUUAGAUGAUGAGGGCAUCGCUUCCGUACAGGACACAUAUUUCAUGCAAUAUUCAACCACAUCGACCACCUCGAUACAAUUCUAUUCACAGUUGCGUGAAGUGCGACGCAUAGCCAAUGAAAUCAAUGCCAUGUUCCAGGAGAAUGGUGUCGAUGCCGAAGUCUUUCCAUAUUGCAUAUUCUUCAUAUACUAUGAACAAUAUUUGACCAUUUGGAAUGAUACCCUGUAUUCGCUAGGCCUGUCGCUAUUGGCCAUAUUUGUUGUUACCCUAUUGAUCACUGGUUUGGAUAUCACCUCCGCCUUAAUUGUGCUAUUCAUGUGUAUCUGCAUAUUAAUCAAUAUGUUUGGCAUGAUGUGGGCCUGGAGCAUAACACUGAAUGCCAUUUCCUUGGUCAAUCUGGUCGUUUGCGUGGGCAUUGGAGUCGAAUUCGUUGCCCACAUAGUGCGAUCAUUUAAAAGGGCCACGGGCACAGCCCAACAGAGAGCCAUACAAUCGUUAAAUGUGACUGGAAGUAGUGUCCUAUCGGGCAUAACGCUAACCAAGUUCGCUGGCAUUGUCGUUUUGGCAUUCUCUAAUUCUCAAGUCUUUCAAAUAUUCUAUUUCCGCAUGUAUUUGGGCAUUGUAUUAAUUGGAGCAGCACAUGGCUUGAUUCUAUUGCCUGUUCUUUUAAGUCUGCUGGGACCAUUGCAUGGUCUAACAGCAAAAAGUUCAAGCAGUGAACCCACCACAAACACCUUAGACAUUUAGGCCAAUUUUUAUAUCUUUUAAGUGUGUAGGUGUACGAGUAUGUA